AUGGGAGGGGCAAUUUAUUUUAAAUGCUUACCAACUUCAGGAUUAAAUUGCUAACUUAGACUUAAUUAGAAGAAUGCAUUUGUAAACAAUUCAGCAUCUAAUUCUGGUGGUGCAAUAGCCUACACAAAUAAAAAAUUCAUUGAUGAUGGUACAACUUAAUAUGUUAACAAUAGCGCUGCUUAUGGCUCAUCUUAUUCAAGCUUUCCUUAGAAUCUUGGGUUUUAAUUCAUAUCAAAUAAUGACUAUAUUAAUACCCAUGACUAUCUUUCCUCAAACAAAUAAGCUUUCAAUAAAGAAAGAAAUUUGGAAACUAAUAUUCUUGGCAAGUUCAUUAUAGUCUCGGGAAUAGGAUUUUCUUUUACUAUAACUAUGUAUGAUUAAGAGGGGAAGUAAAUGCUUGAAGAGAAUUCAGCUGUUGCAUCUCUAAAAUUAAACUAAACGUUUGGAAUUUCUGAAAUUGUUCUAUCCAACAAUGAGGCAGUAGCUUUAAAGGGAAUAUUCAAUUUCAGUAAUGUUCUUUUAAUUGCUAAACCAGGAUCAAAAAUAGAUAAUCCAGUCUUAUUUCUAGCUGAAACAAGAUUAUGCAUUGCUGGUGAAUAGUAUACAACUGACCAUAGGUGCAAUAAGUGCCCUAUUUAUACCUACAACUACUUCCCUCCACUAAAUGCGACAAUUUGUAAAGCAUGUAGUAUGUAUGCUUAGUGCUUCAAUGGUACCUCUGUUAGUCCUAUUUCUGGCUAUUGGAGAAGUAGCAACACUAGUGAAAGCUUUAUUAGAUGUCCUAGAGUUGAAAGUUGCUAAAAAGGAAACUAACUAAAUCCUUUGGGUUAAUGUUCAGAAGGUUAUGAAGGAAUAGUUUGCGCAAAUUGCAAGCCUGGAUUCUCUAAGAUAUCUAACUUCUAGUGCAGUAAAUGUCCAUCAGCCACUUAAAAUACUAUUAAGCUCUUCUUUAUACUUCUCUGCGCUGUACUUGUUGUAGUGUUUCUCGUUAGAUCAACACUUCUCAGUGCAGAUAAAUAAAAACCAGUAUAUUCAGUCUAUCUCAAAAUCAUUGCAAAUCAUUUUCAACUAAUUGGUACAAUAUCAAAUAUUGAGUUCAGUUGGCCUUAUGAAAUUCAAAUGUUGCAAGACUCAUAAUAGCAAGUUUCAGGCGUUUCUGAAUAAAUAUUUUCAUUUGAUUGUUUCUUAAUGGGUGAUGACCAAUAAGAAUCAUAAGAUGCUGAAAUAUACUAUAUGAAAUUGAUUUUUUAUGCUGUUUUACCAGCUAUGUUAUCAUUAAUCGCGCUUUUGUAUUGGCUUUUGCACUCAGCUAUUAAAAGAAGUUUUGUUGAUAUGAAAAAUUCACUAAUAUCUACAAUUGUUAUACUUCUAUUUUUAAUACAUCCUAAUAUUGCCAAAUCAAUGUUUUCUUCUUUUAAUUGUAUGGAUAUUGAUGGUGAACUAAGAUUAAUGCCUGAUUUAUCAUAAAAAUGUUUUUAAGGAAGUCAUUCUGGAUAUAUACUAGCAGUUUCAUUUCCAUCUGUGAUUAUUUGGGCUCUUGGAAUUCCUGCUUUUGCUUUGAUAUUACUUAUGAGGAAUAGAAAAAUUAUUUUGCAGAUUGAAAGCAGUUAAAACUUGUCUAAGGCAGAUAAAUGGACUAUUAAAAGAAUUAAGACUAGGCUAGGUUUUCUAUUUAAUGGUUAUAAAAUAAAGACAUUUUAUUGGGAGAUAGUAAUUUUGUAUCGAAAAAUCUUGAUUGUUAUGAUCACUGUAUUUCUCUCUAGCAUAUCGCCAGAAACUUAGGUUUUAGUUGGAUUGAUAGUAAUUCUGAUAAGUAUUCUUUUGCAGGUUAAAUUUAGACCCUAUUAUACAAGUACUCUUAAUACAAUGGAGUCCUAUUCGUUGCUUGUUAGUGCAGUUACCCUAUACUCAGGUAUGUUUUAUAUUACUGGAAAAUACUAUAAAUAUAUGGAAAAUGAUGGAGUAAAGUGGUUUUUCUUGAUUUGUAUUGCUUUGCCAAAUGCAAUUUUUCUUGGCUACUGGACUUACAAUAUGGGAAUAGAAUUUUUAAAGCUUAUUCUGCAAUAAAAUAGACCAAAAUUAUUUAGAUUGCUUACUUGUGCUCGAGUAGAUAUUACUAGAUUUAAGAGGAAAUAUAUGAAAGAAGUCAAGAAUUAAUUUAAUGAUGAUGAAGAGGAUGACUAAGAGGAUAUAGUCGAUGAUAACUAUGACAGAGCAUUAAAAUAUAGGAUAGAUUAAACUGAUCCAUCAUAGAAUGAUAACCUACUCUAGGUGAAUGAUACAAGAAGAACUAGUGGCAAAGUUACAGCUAGAUAUACAGAAAUUGAGGGAGAGUUAAACUAACAAAGCUUUCUGCAAAAUGAUAGAAGCAAUCUCUAAGAUGAUUUUAGCUUUAUUGGAGAUUAAAUUUAAACAGUGAUAAAUGGAAAAAAUAAAUUAGGCUAAAUAGCCAUUGGUGGAGUUGUUAAAUUAGAAAAUGACAUUAAGACUGAGAAAGAGGCUAGAAUUUUUGGAGAUCCUGUUGAGACUUAGCCUGAAGUUGAUGAGAUUAAAGAAUAAGCAGAAAUUCUAGAUGUAAAUGACAUUAAAGUAGAAUCUAAUGAUGAUCAAAAAUAUUUAACUUAAAAUUAAGAAUAAACUAACCCAGAUUCAAUAAUAAACAUCUAGCAAGUGGAAGUAAAUUUACUUACAGAGAGAAAUAAGAAAAUGUUUGAAGACUCUUUUGGUCAAGGAAUGAUGAAAAUUCCAAAGCUCAAAUUAGAAUCUGGUUUUAAAACAUCUAGAAAUAACAAUAAUGACUAAUAAACCUUUAGAAGCUCCACUAGCAAAGUUUUUCCUUUAGAUUAACUAUAUAAAUUAGGCAAGGACUGUAUUGAAAAAGAUUAAAAAAUUUUAAAAUAAAGGGAUGAGCUUAAAGCAAGAUAGCUAAGUCUUGUAAAGAAAUAGUAAUUUACCUAAAAAGGUGCGCUUGAUUAUAUUUAAAAUGUUGAUAAUGAAAAGGAAUAAGAGAAAAUUCAUAAAAUUGAAAUGCCAGUAAGUAUUACAAAGAGAAAAAGAAUGAAGAAGAAUAAAAAUCCAUUUGAAAGGGAUAAUGCUUAGCCCAAAGAUAAAGAUUUCGAUGUAUACCAUAGGAAUCAGUAAAAAUUAGGAGAAACUCUAAAGCAAUCGAGAAUAUUGGGCCUAAAUAAGCUCUAAUAUGAAACAGAUGAGGAGAAUAAGAAUGUUCAUUAAUCAACUUAAUAAGUUGAAACCUUAGUGAAUAGAAAAUAAUUAGAGAAGAAAACAAUCAGCAAAGCCUCAUAAUAAUUAUAUGAAGAUAAUCUUAAAGAAUAGGAUGUUUAAAAACUAUAAGAUUCCAAUCAGAAACUUAUCUCUAGCGAAGAAAAGCCUAAUAUCGCAGAUAAAAUGAGUCCAUCUCAAAAGAUUAAUUAAGAAAAUUCUGUUCAGAUUGUCAUUGAUGAUAAAAAAAUAAAAGAUGCCAAAAAGAAUUUCAACAAAAACAUUUUUGGAAAGAAAAUUUAAAUGCAUAGUCCAGAAAGAAAUCAAAUCGAAGAUAAUAAACUCUUUCUCUAGUAAUAUUAAUACGAAUAAGAAAUCCAGUUUGAUAUUGAUAAAGUAGAGUUGCAACUUGAUCAUACGUUUAUUAAAAAAAGUGAUUGA
This is a messenger RNA of Stylonychia lemnae, 3660 nucleotides long. The record is from the annotation of a GenBank genome assembly. Lineage: Eukaryota; Ciliophora; Spirotrichea; Sporadotrichida; Oxytrichidae.